This is a messenger RNA of Sceloporus undulatus (fence lizard), 3551 nucleotides long. It is a transcript of the gene TMPRSS9, whose product is annotated as transmembrane serine protease 9. Lineage: Eukaryota; Metazoa; Chordata; Lepidosauria; Squamata; Phrynosomatidae. The coding region runs from base 172 to 3417 and encodes 1081 amino acids. Gene Ontology annotation, biological process: proteolysis. The record is from RefSeq and is a predicted model, not a curated record. Gene Ontology annotation, molecular function: serine-type endopeptidase activity; protein binding. The transcript is spliced from 19 exons.
CGGGAAGGAGGGAGGGGGCCCGACUCAAAAAUCUCUUUCUCUUGCUGUCUCGGGCUGCAAGACCUCUCCUGCCAAAUAUCUAGAGGGCAAAGCAGGCAGGACCCCUUAAACCCGAAGGGCUGUGGAGGAGGGCUGGCAGCACUUUGGACCCCAUAGCUGAGGUGCCAAUUCAUGGAGGAGAGCCCCACAGAGGCUGGCGCAGAAGGAGGGUCAGGCCUGGAAGGGAGAAUUAUGGAGCCAUCAGCAGAAGCAGUCAAACUGAGGCUGGAGGGGGAGAAGGUGGUGCCCAAAGAGGGAUGCCGCGGUGGUGCCUGUGCCUGGGUGGCAGCAGUGACAGUCCUGGUGAGCGCUGCCAUGGCAGGAUGUGGCGGAAUCCUCAUGGCUUCCUUGGCCAAGCAGGAGUUCCUCUUUGAGCACCUGGCAGAGCUGCAUGGAAUCCCCUACCAGAGCAGCCUCCAGUGCCCCAGUUCGGACUUCCACCGCACAUUGACCCCAGUCCUGGAGAGACUGUUUAAAGGAAGCUUCCAGAACUCUUCCCUGGGUGGCAGCUGCUCCCGGUGCACCAUCUUGCAGUAUAGGAAGGGCAAUGGCACCAUCAUCCUCGUCCGCUUCCGCCUUUGGUUCUCCACUGGUCCCCUCAGCCCCAGCCUGGAGGAGGAGGCACUGAGACAGGGGCUGGUGAUGUCCCUGAGUGACAAGGGGAUCACGCUGCCCACCUACGGGACCCUCUCUUCAGCCUCCCUUGCAGGUACCCAGGGACCCCACCUCGACCUUGGGGGCGGAAGAUGCCCUGGGAAGGCCUUUGUCUGCCGCAGCGGCCAGUGCGUCCUGACGGCAAAUGCAGAAUGCAAUGACUGGAAGGACUGUGCCGAUGGCUCCGAUGAGGAAGCGUGUGACUGUGGGGGGCGUCCCGCCAUGCAAGCCGCCCACCGGAUCGUCGGGGGGUCCGAGGCCUUGCGGGGGGAGUUCCCCUGGCAGGUCAGCCUGAGGGAGAACGACGAACACUUCUGCGGGGCCACCAUCCUGGCACCUACAUGGCUGGUCUCUGCUGCUCACUGCUUCAAUGAGUUUCAGGAUCCUGGCACCUGGACGGCACACGGAGGCACCGUAUGGCUGAGCGGCAGUGAAGGGGGCAUGGUGAAGGCUGGGGUGGGCCGCAUCUUGCGGCACCCCUCCUACAAUACCGAGACGGCCGACUUUGAUGUGGCCCUCCUGGAGCUCUUGGGGCCUCUGGCCUUCUCCAGAUUCAUCCAGCCAGUCUGCCUCCCGGCUGCCACCCACAUCUUCCCCGCCGGCAAGAAGUGCUUCAUCUCUGGCUGGGGCUACCUCAGGGAGGACUUCUUGGUGAAGCCAGAGCACUUGCAGAAGGCGACGGUGGAGCUGCUGGACCAGACGCUGUGCGCCAGCCUCUACAGUAACGCCCUGACUGACCGGAUGCUCUGCGCAGGCUACCUGGAGGGCAAGGUGGAUUCCUGCCAGGGGGACUCUGGUGGCCCCCUUGUCUGCGAAGAGCCUUCUGGACGGUUCUUCCUGGCUGGCAUCGUCAGCUGGGGGAUUGGCUGCGCAGAGGCCAAGCGCCCAGGAGUUUACACGCGAGUCACUAAGGUCAGGGACUGGAUCCUCGACACCAUGGCUGCCUUCCAACCCUCUGCACCUGCCACAUUCCACCCUCCUGCCACCUCCGCCCGGGACCCUCAGCCAGCCACCAACUCUGCCUCCACCAGCAGGCCGGCAGCCACGGCCCCCCAAGCCCCCCAUGAGUGCGGCCGGCGGCCUGGCUUCUCUAAGCCCCCCAAGAUCGUGGGUGGUCUGGAUGCUCUGCGGGGGGAGAUUCCCUGGCAGGCCAGCCUGAAGGAGGGGCUGCGGCACUUCUGUGGGGCCACCAUCAUUGCCCAGCGCUGGCUCCUCUCAGCUGCCCACUGCUUCAACCACACCAAGGCAGAGUAUGUAACGGCCUUUGUGGGCACCACCUUACUGUCGGCGGCAGAGAGUGGCUCUGUGAAGGUGAGCAUCAAGCGGGUGGUGCUGCACCCCGCCUACAACCCGGCUCUGCUGGACUUCGAUGUGGCCCUCCUGGAGCUGAACCGGCCCCUGCCCUUUGGGAAGCUGAUCCAGCCCAUCUGCCUCCCGCUGGCUGUCCACAAGUUCCCCGUUGGCAGGAAGUGCCUCAUCUCUGGCUGGGGCAGCAUCCGAGAAGGCAACGCCUCCAGGCCUGAGACUCUGCAACGGGCAUCUGUCGGGAUCAUUGACCAGAAGACCUGCAACGUGCUCUACAACUUCUCCCUCACGGAGCAGAUGAUGUGUGCUGGAUUCCUGGAGGGAAAGGUGGACUCCUGCCAGGGUGACUCAGGGGGGCCCUUGGCCUGUGAGGAGACCCCAGGCGUGUUCUACCUGGCAGGGCUUGUCAGCUGGGGGGCUGGCUGCGCACAGGCCAAAAAGCCUGGCAUUUACGCUCGGAUCACCAGGUUCAAGGAUUGGAUUCUAGAGACCAUCUGGCCCUCCUAUCCCACCCUCCCAGCCCCCUCCACCCCCAGAAGCCGGCCCACCACCAGCACCACAGCUGUCUCUGCAACGAUCCCCUCCAGCCUCCCAUUGGCUGCCCAAAGGACCACCCGGCCACACCCUGGCACCAGUGCCAAGCCCAGCCCCGUUGGCACCCCGAAAGCCACCCCACUCCCAGAUUGUGGCUGGACUCCACUCAUGGCCUUUGGCAAGAUCGUAGGGGGCAGUGGAGCGUCCCGUGGGGAGUGGCCCUGGCAGGCCAGCCUCUGGCUGCGGCAGAAGGAGCACAAGUGUGGGGCAGUCCUGGUGGCAGAGCGGUGGCUGCUCUCGGCCGCCCACUGCUUUGAUGUGUACAGUGACCCCAAGCUGUGGGCAGCUGUCUUGGGGACGCCCUUCCUGAGCAGUCUGGAUGGGAGGGUGGAGAAGGUGUCCCAGAUCCAUCGGCACCCCUUCUACAAUGCCUACACGCUGGACUAUGACCUGGCCCUGCUGGAGCUGUCUGCCCCCCUGCACUACUCCGGGGCCAUCAAGCCCAUCUGCCUCCCGGAUAGCACCCACCACUUUGGGCAGGGCGCCCGCUGCUUCAUCACCGGUUGGGGCUCCACCAAGGAAGGAGGGCUGAUGUCGAGACAGCUGCAGAAGGCAGCCGUCCAGGUCAUUGGGGAGCAGGACUGCCGAAGGUUUUACCCCAUCCAGAUCAGCAGCCGGAUGCUCUGCGCAGGAUUCCCGCAGGGGACAGUCGACAGCUGCUCCGGGGAUGCUGGAGGCCCGUUGGCCUGCAGGGAGCCCUCUGGACGCUGGUUCCUGGCUGGCAUCACCAGCUGGGGCUACGGCUGCGCCCGGCCCUUCUUCCCGGGGGUCUACACCAAGGUGACCAUGGUGCGGGGCUGGAUUGGGCAGAACCUGAAGGCGUGAAGUUCUGAAGCAGGAGCCCUCUCAGGAACCAGCGGACGAGGACUCUCCCCGGCCACAAUGGGCCCUCCCCACACGGCCAACGUCCAGCCAAAGGGUGCUCCUGGAGCCCCCUCCUCAAAAUAAAGAGAGCCCCA